AUGCCCAUACCUUUUAAUGAAUUCAACAUCCUGAACUUGAAGAGCACCGAUGGGAUACCUAGCAAAACGGUUCGAUGCGUCAUGCCAAGCUCUAGCGUAGGUAAUGCCAACGGAGAGAGUGGUAAAAGAAGUCUGGUGGCAGCUUAUUCAAUGCCCAAUGACGUAAAGCAAGAACUUGAAGAGGCACCACAAAGGGAAGAUCCGCUGAGAGAUAGAGUGAGCUCGAAGUCAGUUUACGCCAAAGAAACCAGCUACCAACGGAAGAGGUUCAGUCUAGAGCUAAAAGAGGAAGGGGACAAUACAUUGAAAAGACCCCUUGAUGAACCAGCCGAGGCUACAAGGGAGGUUCACAAGAAAUCACGAUGGGACAUUACGGAACCAACUGCAAGCUUACAACGGGAUUCUGUAAACUCAUCUUUAACCUCCGCUCCGCAAAGAUCUAGAUGGGAUGCUGAUAAACCUUAUCAAAUUCCUGAAGUAAAUAAAACUUCUGUGGAACAGCUGUCAAAAGAACUGAUCACAGAAUUGCCGGGAGUGAAGGACCUUCAAUUCUUUAAGCCGUCUGAUAAAAGCCAUUUUGGAGAGUUACUGAACCAAAAAGAGGAAUUAACGGAAGACGAAGAAAAAGAUCAUCAGUUUUUGCGUCUUCUUUUGAGGAUUAAGAACGGCAAGCCCCAGAUGAGAAAAGUAGCCAUGCGGGCCCUAAGAGAUCGGGCAGCUGUAUUCGGAGCCCCCCGAAUAUUCAACAGAGUUCUACCAAUCUUGAUGGACCGAAGUUUAGAAGAUCAAGAACGCCACUUGAUGAUAAAAGUUGUGGAUCGUAUUUUGAACCGCUUACAAGACCUCGUAAAGCCUUAUACACACCGCAUUUUGGUAGUAAUUGCUCCUACGCUGAUUGAUGAAGACGAUCUAACAAGGGAUAUUGGCAGAGAGAUUAUUUCUCAGCUAGCACAUGCUGUAGGGCUGGCCACAAUUAUUACUGCAGUUCGGAAAGACAUCGAUCACCAGGACGAAUACGUGCGAAACAUUACCUCCCGUGUAAUGGCGGUGGUAGCUAAAGCUCUAGGUGUGUCUCACAUGUUUGCUUUUCUCAAUGCCGUAUGCCACUCCCACAAAUCGUGGCGGGCCCGGCAUACUGGUGUCAAAACUAUUCAAGGGAUUGCUAGAAUUCUCGGAAUUGGAGUUCUCCCUUACCUCCAAUCCCUGAUGGAAUGUAUAUGUGACGGUCUCAAUGACGAACAGCUCGUGGUACGUAUUACAACGGCUCAGUGCAUCGCGUCAUUAGCGCAGAGUACUUACCCAUAUGGAAUUGAGAUUUUUAACCCUGUUCUUGAACCACUUUGGAAAGGAAUAAGAACGCACAGGGGUAAGGCACUCGCUUCUUUUCUGCGCGCGUUAGGUUUUUUGAUUCCGCUAAUGGACAAAGAAUAUGCAGGUUAUUACACCCAAGAAGUUAUGCGCGUAGUGAAAAGAGAGUUCCAAUCGCCUGAUGACGAAAUGAAGAAGGCAGUUUUGUUGGUGUUACAGAAGUGCUGUGCGGCAGAUGGUCUAGUACAAAAGCAGGUAAGGGAAGACAUAAUGCCCGAUUUUUUCCGCUACUUCUGGAGUCGCCGCACGGCUUUAGAUCGCCAAAUAAACAAAUCUGUCGUGUAUACCACUUUAGUUUUGUCAGAAAAAGGUGGAGGUGGGUUUACAGUCGAAAAUUUGUUAAAUCCGUUAAGAGACGAGUCAGAACCACUGAGGGUUAUGGCCGUGCGUGCUGUAAGUCGAAUAAUCAAGCAUAUUGGAUCCCAGGAUAUUGAUCGAAAUUUAGAAAGGAGACUAGUAGACGCUCUUCUUAUUGCAUUCCAGGAACAAGUGAGCGAUGAUCGCGUAGUGGUCGCUGGAUUCGGAGCGGUGAUAGAGUCUUUAGAUGUUAGGAUGCAUCCUUAUCUUUCACCUAUAGUUAGUACGAUACUACAAAGGUUAAAGCAUAAAUCGCCAACCAUUCGACAACACGCUGCUGACCUAUGUGCCUCCCUAAUUCCCGCCAUCAGUAACUGCGGGGAACAAGCUAUGUUGAACAAGAUCAACAUUAUAUUGUAUGAACAAUUAGGAGAGGUUUUUCCAGAAGUUUUAGGGUCUAUUAUUGGGGCUAUGAGCCAGGCUGUAGCACGAGUGGACUUUACUGUACUUCAGCCUCCUGCCAACCAAAUUUUACCGAAUUUGACACCUAUUUUACGCAAUCGGCACAGAAAGGUUCAGCAAAACAGCAUCGUUUUGAUAGGGCGAAUUGCAGAUAAGGGGCCUGAGAGUGUUCCACCUAAGGAGUGGAUGAGAAUAUGCUUUGAGCUUUUAGAAAUGCUUAAGAGUCCGAAUAAGCUUAUACGAAGAGCUGCCAAUAAUUCGUUUGGCAGCAUUGCAAAUACCAUAGGGCCGCAAGAUGUGCUUGUUGCACUUCUCAAUAACUUGAAGGUUCAAGAGAGGCAACUUCGUGUUUGUACAGCUGUAGCCAUUGGAAUUGUUGCUGAAAGAUGUGGCCCGGUAACAGUUCUGCCAGCGAUAAUGAACGAGUAUAAAACCCCUGACACAAAUGUUCAAAAUGGUGUUUUGAAAGCCAUGACAUUUAUGUUUGAGUACAUUGGCCCAAUCUCAAAAGACUUCAUAUAUGCAACUUUGCCGCUGCUCCAAGACGCGUUUACAGAUCGAGAUCUGGUGCAUAGACAAACGGCAGCCAGUGUUUCAAAACAUUUAGCUCUGAACUGUAUGGGAAAAGGCUACGAAGAUGCUUUUUUGCAUUUGUUGAAUUUGCUUAUGCCUAACAUCUUUGAAACUUCGCCACAUGUGAUAGUACGAGUACUAGAAGGCGUAGAGGCUCUAGGAAUAGCCCUUGGAGUGGGUAUUUUAUCCAACUACAUUUGGGCAGGUCUUUUUCACCCAGCAAAAAAAGUCCGAAAGGCUUUUUGGACCUUAUACAACAACGCGUAUAUUCAGGGACCAGACAGCUUAGUAGCCUACUACCCCAGAACAGAAAUGAACCCAACUUUUGAGAUAGAAGAAAUGGAACUAGUUCUGUAA
Lachancea dasiensis is the source of this 3057-nucleotide messenger RNA. NCBI's taxonomy places the organism in Eukaryota, Fungi, Ascomycota, Saccharomycetes, Saccharomycetales, Saccharomycetaceae. The record is from the annotation of a GenBank genome assembly.